Caenorhabditis briggsae is the source of this 837-nucleotide messenger RNA. The record is from RefSeq and is a predicted model, not a curated record. Lineage: Eukaryota; Metazoa; Nematoda; Chromadorea; Rhabditida; Rhabditidae. Gene Ontology annotation, molecular function: transferase activity, transferring phosphorus-containing groups. The coding region runs from base 1 to 837 and encodes 278 amino acids. The transcript has 6 exons.
AUGUGGCAGAAACUUAUUCUAACUGCUGGCUCGGAUUCUCAAAACGAUAUAUUCAAAAAGCAAUUGUCUCUAAUUUCUACUGAAAAAUAUUGUGAAGCAGUUGAAGUCGUGACGGAUGAAUCACCUGGGAUUCGAAUAGGUUCAGGUGGUGCGACACUCAGUAUCAUAAGAAGAAUAUUUGAUGAACAGAAAUAUAAAGAUUUGGAGGGAACCAAGAUUCUUCUUCUCCACUCGGGCGGUCUUUCUCAACGAAUGCCACAUCUUUCGGCAUAUGGAAAAGCUUUUGGGACAUUGACAAACAAUUCUACUAUUCUAGAAACCAAAUUAGAAAUCUAUAAAAACGAUCUAAUUGGGAAACUUCCUCAAACUGGUGGGAUUAUGAUAACUGCUUCCGAUGUCAUUGAAAAAAUGAGUUCUAUGAAAUCAGUGAAGUCUUCGGAAGCCGAUAUUGUUAUAUUUGGGCAUUUGUCGUCUCUUGAAGUUGGAACACAGCAUGGAGUGUUUGUGAUGGAUGAAAAAUCAGGACAGUUGAAAUGUGUUUUACAAAAAGCAUCUGAAGAAGAAAUGAAAAUCGAAGGUGCAAUAAGAGAAGAUGGGAUGGUAGUGACGGAUAGCUGCUACUUCAUGUCCUGGAAGUUUUGUAAGAGGCUCCUGAAGAAUCCUCUUUUCAAAACACCGAUAACUGAAGAACUCUGCUGUUAUGGUGAUUUCAUGAGACCCAUGGGCUAUGCACCAAAGUUAGACUAUCUUCAGAACUCGUCACCAAAGCUAAAAUUGUAUAGAAAAGCUCUAACAGAGGUGUUCAUAGAUCCAAACGUCGAAGUGAGUCAAUUAUAA